AUGCGAACGAUUUGUGAUGUGUGUGAGAGCGCAGCCGCGAUUCUUUUUUGUGCUGCUGAUGAAGCUGCUCUUUGCCGUUCCUGCGACGAGAAGGUUCAUUUGUGUAACAAGCUAGCUAGUCGGCAUGUACGAGUAGGACUUGCAGAUCCUAGUGAUGUUCAACAGUGUGACAUAUGUGAAAAUGCACCUGCUUUCUUUUACUGUGAGAUAGAUGGCACUUCGCUCUGCUUGCAAUGCGAUAUGAUAGUGCAUGUUGGUGGUAAAAGAACCCAUGGGAGAUAUCUCCUGUUGAGGCAGAGAGUUGAGUUUCCAGGGGAUAAACCUGGCCGUAUGGAGGAGCAAGGACAACAUUCGCUUGAUCAUAAUGAAACAAGGAGGGACCAAAAUCAGCCACUUAAACUCACAGCCCGAGAAAGUCAACAAAACCACAGGGCCUCUGCGGUCCCAAUGGUAGAGAAUAACACUGAUGGUGAUGGAAAAAUGGACAACAAUUUGAUAGAUCUUAAUGCCAGGCCUCAGCGGAUACACGGGCAAAAUUCAACUAACCAGGAAAAUCAUGAAUCUUCUAAUGCGGUUCCAAUUGGAUCCUUCAAAAGAGAGCCAGGGAAAUAA
Molecule: messenger RNA, 612 nt
Organism: Dovyalis caffra
Lineage: Eukaryota; Viridiplantae; Streptophyta; Magnoliopsida; Malpighiales; Salicaceae
Source: the annotation of a GenBank genome assembly